AUGAGUUUUUUGGUUAAGACGUUGCUCGGCGAUGAUAUCGUGCACCCUACAGAUACGUCAAAAGUGGCUGCCGCUGUCGAAGAGGGGAAUAAGGGCAGAGAAGAGCCGGAGGGGGAUUACGUUCAUACAAGAAAGUUAAUCACGCGUAUUCAAUCAUGCACAGUUGCUCAGGACAGGCGUGAGGCGCUCAGGGAGUUGCGGGAGUGUGUCGAUCUUCCAUAUGUAAUGGAACCGAAAGAGGUUGUACAUCUGUGCAAUUUGCUACAAAAUUAUUCGGAAGACGGGGAAGUUGUGGAGUCCUCCCUAGCGAUUCUUGCAAAUGUCACAGACCUUAGUGGUUUCCCAACUGGUCCUGCCUACGCUGUGUCCGAAAGGGGGAAACAAAGCAUUUGCGAUUCGUUUUUGCAGGAACUUGUGAGUGAAGUUCCACUUUUCUUGAGUCAUAUGAAAGAGGGCUCUUUUUGGUCACGCUUUCAUGCACUACAGUUGCUGCAGAGACUUGAAGAUUACGAUCCAUCUUCAAUGAAUAAACUUCUUCUCGCCUCACAAGGUGUGAGUGUGUUAGUGGAUAUUCUGAGCGAUAAUAGCCACGACGGUGCCCUUCGAAAUGAAGGUCUUGUACUCAUUACCGCUAUUACUGCCACGGACACUGAGCUGCAGACGGUACUGGCCUUCAACAACGCAUUCGAGAAACUUUUUGGUGUGAUGAGGGACGAGGGAGAUCUAGACGGUGGUGCUAUUGUAUCCGACUGCCUCACUAUAACACACAAUAUGCUCCGUGGAAACAAGGCUACCCAAAAGCUCUUCUGUGAGAUGGGUUGUGCCAAACUUAUUUGUCCCUUGUUGUUUGCUGUUGUUCAGCGUUUGCAAGACGCCGUGAAACAAGCGGAGGCUAGUCGGAUGAUGAAGAGGAAACAUGGAGAGGAGGUUCAGGUGGAUUACACACCGCUUACCAAUGCACAGAAUAUGGCAACGCUGAUGGCCGUUUCGUUGCUUAGUUGUGUGCUUCGUGACGCGAGGGCGCAACCGGAGGGGGGUACAGCUACUCAGGAAAGUUUCCUGCAGUGCGGUGUUUUAACCCCAUUAGCGUCACUUGCUCUUGUUGGCGACGCUGUGGAUGAUGCCGUGCGCGUCGAGGCCAUGCGAACACUUGCAAUUCUUCUCGAAGGCGGCAGCGCGGCCGUUGAGGAAUUUCUGCAACUUCACGUUCUGAUGCUGCUGCGGAAGGAUUCCUCAAUCUUUGUUGCGAAGGAAUUACCAGCUGCACGAGCUGCUUUGCAUCUGCUGCUUGGUGUUGGGGAUAGAGUGAUGCAACCCUGCGUUGCGCAGGUGUUUCUCACACUUCUGAGCACACCUUCGUGUGAAGAAAGUGCUGUGAAAGUUAUUCUCAAAGGAUUCGCCCUGCCUGUCCCCGGUCCGUCGGGUGUAGCACUACCGAAGGGAACGUUGGUGGGUGACUGUGGUGAGGCAAUUGCCGCUGCUCUAUUUAGCACUUAUGGAGGCAGCGAUUGUGUUGGGAAAUACUACGCUGCCUUACUUUUGGACCGCCUGUUGAUGAUACCAACCGCAGCGGUGCAACUGUUAGAACAUAAAGAGGAACUGGAAGCCUCUUCAGGCUCACCUGCCCUUAAAACCAAGGUAUUUGUAUCGAGGACACAUGUUGCUCCCGCGGCCACGGAGCCACCUGGUUCUGUAUUCGUAGGUUACGUCGAAUACGUGUUAAAAUGUUUUCGUGGCCACGGGGAGAUGGAUCUCAACACAUUGAGUGCAUGCUUUAGGGCGUUAUUGCAGUGGAUAGUGUGUGACGUAAGGGCGAUCCAGCACUUCCUAAAAGAUACGGCGCAUUACAGAGGAUUCUUGCAGCGUGCGUGUCGUGAUGAAGGACCUGUGCACGUCCGCUUCUGGUCCGCUAUACUGUGUGCUGCCAUUUGUGUUUAUGCUCCUGAGAAUGAUCAAAAUGGAGGUAUGGGCAAUUGCACAGCUAAUGAAAAGUCGAAAAAGGCGGAGGUUGAGUGUACCCCGUCGCCUCAGGAGGAGGUAAUAAACAAGGAACAACUGCUGGAACUUUUCUUUAGCCAUUUGGGCGGACCUCAGGUCUUCGAGGACUUACUUUUCGAUGUGAGGGCGUCUAGUCCCAUGUGGGGUGAGCCACCCAAAUGUGCUUUUCAACGCACUGCACCUGCAUUGUACGAUGAAGCAAUGAAGGGCUCUCUUUUGAAGGUUAUGAAGGAUUUCAGUGAUCUUUGCCGCACGCGUAUGGGUAUCAUUAAAGCAGCACCAGACCCUAAGGAAGGAGAUUACUUGGGGUCGCAACUAAAGCAAUCAAUAUCAGCUGUCACGGACUAUAAUAGUGUGGAGGUGAGAAGUUCUCCGCCCCUCCCCUUUCCACAAGCAGUUCCUGAGACACCCACACAGCCUGGUGCUGUGGGGUUUGUGACCUCGCAACCUUCUACACCCGUAGAAACAACAAAGUUAUUAGACGAAACGGUUAACGCUCUGCGUGAGCAGUAUGAGAGUAAAAUCCGCGAAUUAACUGAAAAGAACGCCAAGUUGGAGUCAGAUCUUCACAGUCUCGAAGAGCAAAUCCGAGCGGACGCCAGACAACGAGAGGAGGAAGAGGCUCUGCGGGAAGAACGACAUCGCUCCGAGGUGGGUAACCUCAAUGAGAAUAUUGCUUUUUUAGAAGGAGCUGUCAGUGUCAAGGAAGAGGAACAUCAGGCUUUGGCUCAGUCACUGAAUAUGCUGGAAGAACAGCUACGCGCAGCCGUGUCACGAAGCAGGGGUGACACUACGGAAACUCUGACUCUACGUCAGGACCUUCAGAAAAUAACUGAGGAACGAGACCAAUUACUUGUCAUGGUCGUUCACAUGUGUGAAGAGAGAGGGUUUGGAAGUCAGAAGGACGUCCAGUUGACUCUCGGUAUAACUGAAAAUUUUGGUAGGCCAGAUGGUGAACCUACACACGUGUCACGUGAGCCUGAUGUUGUCCCAUUCAACCACGAGAUGAAUAAUGGGCCGUCUAGCGAUGAUGCCCAAAAUCGCCUUCAAAUUUCCCAUGAAAACACGUAUAAUCCUCCAAAUGGCAUGCCUGCUGCUGCCGCGGAGGAUGUGCCGUUAAAUCGUGUACCAUAUAAUCACAGCGUCACCUUGUCGGAUGUGUCCCGAGCACUUUUACGGGAAGCCGGCGCCGACUGUGUUCACAGUCAAAUCAGUGGUGGGAUGUGGCCGGUUGAGAACUUUAACCCAUCUCCUGUAGCUGGGGGAGUGUCAGUGAGUGAUUCUUCACAGUGUCCUCCAUUUGGGGUUGGUAGUGGGGUUCACGGGCUCCUGCAAGCACCAGAAACUGCACCAACGAAUAGCGCAUCUCAACGGUUGGGCGGCAAUCCUUUGCCACUAGCCUUUAAUCCCUUUGCAAACAUGGGUGGUGACGACCCCAGUACAGAUUUGCGUUAA
Messenger RNA from Trypanosoma brucei brucei TREU927, 3453 nucleotides. RefSeq lists its product as hypothetical. Gene Ontology annotation, cellular component: ER to Golgi transport vesicle membrane; endoplasmic reticulum; Golgi stack. NCBI's taxonomy places the organism in Eukaryota, Euglenozoa, Kinetoplastea, Trypanosomatida, Trypanosomatidae. Bases 1 to 3453 code for a protein of 1150 amino acids. Gene Ontology annotation, biological process: membrane fusion; intracellular protein transport; transcytosis. The transcript has a single exon. The record is from RefSeq and is a predicted model, not a curated record.